AUGGCGACCGCAAACAAAAAGCAACAGGCGCAGACUUUAACACUCUUAACAAUAGAGACAUUGGAAAGGGAAUUACACAAGAAUUUGAAAAGUUAUGAUGAUGCUUGCAGAGACAAUUUGUUGGAAGAAGCAGAAACAGCUUACGAACUAGCUGAUGACAGAGCGCUAAGGCUUCUUAAGCAUUAUAGAAAUGUCAUACCCCAACUAGACGCCGAGAUGCAAGCAAGAUAUGUCGACAAGCACGAAGAGUUUGUAGACCGUCAUCAUACAAUGGUUAUCGAUUGGAAAAGAAGAAGGCCAACUGCACCUUCGGAAAAAGACCCCUCUGAACAUUCGGAAAAUUCGGAUGGAGAAGAGACAACUCCGGCAACAGCAGGAAACGUUGCGCAAGCAACAGGUGUACAAGCAGCCAAUACAGUUGCACUGCAACAACAGCAAAACAUCAUGAGCAUUGCUCAUCUGCUACCAAGAAUUGAAUUAGCCAAAUUUGAAGGGGAUUCAAACAAAUGGAGAGAUUGGUGGGCGAUUUUUCGAACACUUAUCCACGAAAAUCCAUCACUACGACCCAUCGAAAAAUUCAGCAGAUUGAAGAUGCACAUGAGCGAAGACGCUGCUGGUGCAAUUUCAUACCUGGACUUAACAGAAGAAAAUUACACCAAGGCAAUCGACAUUUUAUAUGGGAAAUACAACAGGCCGAGAUCAGCAAGAGCAGACCACUACAUCGCAAUUACGGAAUUGCCUAGGGUAGAUCGAGUAGAAGACUACAAGGCAAUGAGGAAGUUGCACGACAGAGCAAUGGGUCACGCCUUGAAUCUUGGCGACUUCUUUUCAAGAUGGCAUGGGGAAACAAGAAGAUCCCGUAAAACGUUAAAAGAUCUCUUUACCUUCAUCGACAGUGUAGCAGAAGAUUGGGAAUAUGCGUUCUCGACUGAAAAGAACGAGAAGAAAAAACCUAAGCAAGAGGCUACUGAAAAAGCAAAUCGAGUUACAUUUGCAUCCACACCAACGGCAGCGGAAUUAGCAGUGACAGGAACUGCAACAAUACAUCCGAAAGAUCGAAAAGAGAAGACCUCAACAACAAUAAAAAAACCAUGUUUGUUCUGCAAAAACAAACACCCCACGUACAAAUGCGAAGUCGCAAUAGAGAAGAAACUAGAGCAAGUUCGGAAGGAGAAAAGGUGUUGGAGGUGCCUCGGACAGAGUCACCAAGUGAGAGCCUGUUGGAAGACAAGCAAUUGCGCCAAAUGUGGCAAGGGUCACCAUACAGCCAUCUGUAAUCAGACAGUUCGAGCGAAAACAGUGACAGCUACGGUAGCAGCGUCCCCAAUGUUAAAGGCAGCAGAUGACGCUCCACUCUCAAUAGAAGCACGCCUAUUCGGUGGCGUGUACGUCCAAACAGCAACUGUUAUAGUGGAAGGGCCAAACGGUUGGCACAAAGCUAUAGCGUACAUUGAUCAAGGAUCGAAUGCAACACUGAUUCGAAGCGAACUCGCUCAAACUCUAGGACUUCAGGAAGUGGGAAAAAUCAAAUUGAAACUUCAGGCAGUGGGUCAUCUACACCCAGAAAAGGAACGAAGUGUAAGAAAGUUACGACUACGCGGGAUAAUUCCAGAUGCCGAAUCAAUUGAUUUAGAGGCGAUUGAGCAACCCGAAAUAGGAAAGGUUGCUGGAUCGACAAAGACCGAAUUCGUCAGUGAACUCUGGAACCAAGGUUACAAGUUGGCUGAUGAUAGAAUUUUGAGCGGGACAGCAGGACCUUGCCAAAUAGACAUUUUGAUUGGAGCCAAUCAAGUCUGGAAGGUACUAGGCUCAAAACAGAUCGUUUCGAAGACUGGAAUUAGAGCCAUCGAAAGCAAAUUGGGUUGGUUACUACUUGGGCAGGAUGAGACAGUUGCGAUUUCAACCACUACGGCGAUCGGCUUCCUCCUAAAGGCAAAAGAAGGAACACCACAAUACCCAAUGCAAGGCCCGAAUUCGAACAGAAACGAUGAAAUUGAAUUUGUGAAGUGGUGGAAAUUAGAAAGUCUAGAUCCACUAGAAAAUGUGCCACUUUCGGAUCGCUGGAAAUCUUAUACAGACUCCAUCAAACAAGACGAAGAUGGACAUUAUGUCGCACCGCUCCCAUGGAAUGGAAACAAACAAAGAGUGAGCAAGAAUGACGCCAUGGCAGAAGGUCAGGCAAGAGCGCUGAUGAAAAGGAUGGAGAAGGAUAACGAGAUGAAGACUUCAUACGAAGCUGAGUUCAGAAAACUGAAAGAACUUAGAUUCAUCUCUAAAGCAGACACCAAUUUUAAGGGUAUCUACACGAUUCUACCCCAUCACCCAGUUGUCCGUAAAGACAAAAUCACCAGCAAAGUGAGACCUGUUUUCAAUGGUUCUGCGAAGCCGAAAACAGGAUUCAGCGCCAACGACUGUCUCGAAGAAGGACCCAAUCUGAAUCCUGACAUUCUUGAUGUUAUCCUGACGUUUAGGCUAAAUCCAAUUGCCUGGACAGCUGAUAUCCGACAAGCAUUUUUAAUGGUAAAAUUGCUAAACGAGGACGUGGAAGCGUUAAGGUUCCUUUUAGAAGACGAAAACGUCCCAGGAACGCUGCAGACCUACAAAUGGAAUAGACUACCAUUUGGGCUAACAUGUAGCCCGGCAGUGCUCAGGACCGUCCUAAAGAAACACCUCGAGUCAUACAAAGGCGAACUAGCAGUAAGCAGUCGCCAAAUGUUACGGCAUCUAUAUGUAGACGACUACUUGUCAAAUGCGCCUACAUUAGAAGCAGCAAAGACCGUAAUCGGUACGGUACUCAAACUUUUUUCAGACGCAAAGAUGGAAUUGAGAAAAUGGGUAACAAACGACCCGCAGCUGCGAGAGUAUCUACAACAGAGCAAUUUGACAGACGACUCAUCCGAUUCGUACUCGUGUCUUAAUUUAGACCCACAAAAAGGAACUAGUAAUGCAGCCGCAAAAGUAAAAGUGCUAACAAAAAGAUCGUUUGCUAAAAUCUCGACCAAGCUUUUCGACCCCCUUGGAUUCAUUGGACCCAUAACACUACAGUUCAAGCUACUCUUCCAGGAAUUGUGGCAAGAAAAAAUCGGAUGGGAUGACAAUGUGAAUUCACAAACGGAGAGUCGAUUCAGAGCUAUAGUGGAAGAUUUGAAAGGUAUAGAAAGAAUCCAAAUACCUCGCAUGAUCUCAACAGCACCGACAGAUGUAAUUCAAGAAUUACAUGUAUUCUGCGACGCUUCAACAAAAGCGUACGGAGCUGUAGCAUACGCCAAGUCAAGAAAUCCUGGAUUCAUCCGACUUGUUUGCUGUAAAACUAGGGCAGCACCACUCCCGAAAAACGAAGUUUCACUACCAAGGCUAGAACUGCUUAGCGCCGAACUCAGCAGUGUCUUAGGUGAACGAAUCGUAAACGCAAUUGACAAAGUGAAGUGGGAAGUGACACUAUGGACUGACUCUAUGGCAGCGUUAGGUUGGAUCAAAGGAGAUCCAGGGCGAUGGAAACUAUUCGUACGGAAUAGAGUAGAGACAAUUCAGAAGAGAUUCAAACCAGAACACUGGAAACACUGUCCUGGAAAAGACAACCCAGCGGAUUUCGCAUCUCGAAGUUGCUCCGUCAAGAAGUUGACAGAGGCUUUUUCCUGGUGGGGAGGUCCCUCCUGGCUGAAACAAGAAUCGUCUGAAUGGCCUCAGCAAGACAACCCAACUUCGGAUGACCUACAAUUAAUGGAAGCCGAAACGAAAUCCAAACAGAGAAUGCAAAUUCUAGCAGUUUUCAACAUGCCAGAUUGGUUGGAUUCACUGGUUUUGAGAGUAAGCAGUUAUCUGCGAUUACUGAGAACAAUAGCCUGGAUGUACAGACUCAUGAAGAAGUUACCGCCCGGUAAGGCAAUAGAAACAGUCGGAGUAGCAGAAAUUCAUUGCCUCUCUGUCUGCGAAAUCAGCACCGCCGAAAACUUCAUUCUAAGGACUAUUCAACAGAAAACGUUCCCAGAAAUUUAUGGAUCCCUUAAAGAAGGAAAAUCCAACAAGAAACUGCUACGCGAUCUCGACACAUUACGACCAAUUUGGGACGAAAAACAACAACUGAUACGAGUGACAGGUAGAGUAGGUCCAGCCUUAAGAGACCUACUUAUUGAACCGCCGAUACUUCUCCCUGCAAACGAGAGAAUAGUCGACUUGCUGAUCCACCAUCAUCAUGUCAAACGGAAACACACCGGUGUUCAAUCAACAUUAACCUAUCUCCGUAAUCGGUUCUGGAUUAUUCGUGCUCGACAACGCAUCAAGAGUGUCAUCAAGCAUUGUGGAAAAUGCCAACGAGCUCAAUCGCACCCUUUCGACGAAGAAGCCGCCUCCAUGCCUUUGGAUCGUACCAAGAAGGCACAGCCAUUCGAAAUCAUUGGAAUUGAUUAUUUCGGGCCGAUGUACGUUUUGGAAGAGGUCCUUUUGAUUGAGAAAGACAAGGAAGGGAACGAUGUCGAGAAAACUCGAAUUGGUGAAAAAAAGGUGCACGCGUGUUUAUUCACUUGUGCCGUCACAAGAGCUGUACAUCUUGAGCUCGUGACAGACCUUACCACGAAAACGUUCAUGCUCGCUCUACGCAGAAUGAUGUCCAGAAGAGAAGAUUGUAAGAAAAUCUAUAGCGAUAACGCAUCAACAUUCACAUGCGCCGCUAAACUUGUAACAGAAGACCCUACUUUAGCAAAUUGGCUAUCAAACGCACAAGCGUAUGAAGUGCUAUCUCCACAAAGACUUUUGACUGGAAGACAGCCUGGCGCCACGACGGAGACUUCCGAGCUGACCACAAUGAGCCGCAACGAGCUGAUCGACUUAGAUAAGCAACGUAGCGAACACGCUCUAAUUUGGUGGAGGCUAUGGCAAGAAUCUUACUUGUCCGACCUAAAAAGAUUCCAUUGUCGCAAGGGAAAGGGUACUAGAAUCCCCCGCGUUGGAGAAAUCGUCCUGCUAAAGGAGCCAAAUAUCAAGCGUGUUUCGUGGCCUACGGCCAUUAUAACUGAAUUGAUUCCCGGCUAUGACGGCAAGAUACGAGCUGUAAAGUUACGUCUUCGUUCAGAAAAGGAAACAACACGAGGUCUCCAGACCAUUUAUCCAUUGGAAAUUCAACAUGACGUGGAUCCGCCCGUCAAUGUUUCCGUAGACGGAUCUAGAGAAGCCGAGGCUGGCCAAGAAGAAGGAGGUGCAUCCGCGCCUAAGAAGAAACCCCCCCGCAAGAAGAAAAAGGAAUCGCCGAGGAGGACUCGCGAUUCCG
Messenger RNA from Daphnia magna, 5263 nucleotides. RefSeq lists its product as uncharacterized. The annotation marks the transcript as partial. The record is from RefSeq and is a predicted model, not a curated record. Gene Ontology annotation, molecular function: nucleic acid binding. Lineage: Eukaryota; Metazoa; Arthropoda; Branchiopoda; Diplostraca; Daphniidae. The transcript is spliced from 4 exons.